UAUUUAUUCUUCUUCAAAGUUCAAACAAUCAAACCCUCCUCCCUCUUCAUUUCAUUUCCUCACUUCUGCUUGCUUGCUUUCAAACUUCAUCAUUUCCUAAUUGAAAAAUGGCUUUUUUGGGGAUUCUUCUACUUGGGUUUCUCUCAGUUGUCUCCUCUGUCAAUGGGUACUAUGGGGGCUGGUCCAAUGCUCAUGCAACCUUUUAUGGAGGUGGUGAUGCUUCAGGCACAAUGGGUGGGGCUUGUGGCUAUGGGAACCUUUACAGCCAGGGCUAUGGGACUAACACAGCAGCACUAAGCACUGCAUUGUUCAACAAUGGCUUGAGCUGUGGGGCAUGCUAUGAGAUCAGGUGUGUAAAUGACCCACAAUGGUGCCUCCCUGGCGUCAUUGUGGUCACAGCCACAAACUUUUGCCCCCCAGGUGGCUGGUGUGAUCCUCCACAGCAGCACUUUGAUCUCUCUGAGCCUGUCUUCCUGCGCAUUGCUCAAUACAGAGCUGGAGUUGUCCCUGUAUCAUACAGAAGGGUGAGAUGCAAGAGAAGAGGAGGCAUAAGGUUCACAGUGAAUGGCCAUUCUUACUUCAACUUAGUGCUUGUGACAAACGUUGGUGGGGCUGGAGAUGUGCAGUCUGUGGCCAUCAAGGGCUCUAGGACCCGGUGGCAACUAAUGUCAAGAAACUGGGGGCAAAACUGGCAGAGCAACUCAUACCUAAAUGGACAGAGCCUCUCUUUUCUUGUGACAACCAGUGAUGGCCGCAGAUUGGUUUCAUAUAACGUUGCCCCUCCUAAUUGGUCAUUUGGGCAGACAUAUACUGGGAGACAGUUUCUCUAUUAAUUAAUUAAUCAAUUAAUUAUCUGUCUGUGUGUGCUUAAUGAAGCUUCUUUAGUUUUCCACUUCGUUGAGUUAUAUGUGGUAAGUUUACUAUCUGCAGACAAAAAGCUGAAGUAAUUCUGAGGAGGAAGAAUGGAGUGUAGCUAAUAGCUAUAAUUGUUGGAAGAAUAUAAGGGUCAAAAUGAAAAAGGGUUUACUUUGAAGUAAUAGAUUGUGAUAGAUUGUGAGUUUUUGCAGUUCAUGGCCGGGAUUGUUCUGAAGCCUGAUGGCCAUAUCUGCUAGAGAGAGAGAGAGAUAUUAUGUUUCUUAAGGCAGUUUGGCAGUGGAAUUUUACCACCCGCUGUUAAUUUCAUGAAGUUAUGAAUAUUGAAUAGAAGAGGUGUGUUUUUACUAGUU
Messenger RNA from Prunus avium (sweet cherry), 1226 nucleotides. Its product is annotated as expansin-A15. The record is from RefSeq and is a predicted model, not a curated record. Gene Ontology annotation, biological process: plant-type cell wall organization. Gene Ontology annotation, cellular component: extracellular region. Lineage: Eukaryota; Viridiplantae; Streptophyta; Magnoliopsida; Rosales; Rosaceae.